AGAAAACUGUAUAUUAUUACUUUUUGGGGGGAAUAAAGGGAUUUUUCUUGAAUGACAGACACCAGCAGUUCCAUUAAAGGGAUUACAGUGACUUUCAGUGAGCUGCGGUAAACAGGCGGAGGGAGGGAGGGGAGCGCGCGGCAGCACUUUGGAAAUAGGCAUGCCGGCAGAGCGCGCGGGACAGACUGGCUCGAGCACACAAACCCCAAACCUCCUCUGUCAGUGAGCCUCUCACACCCAUCCUCACCAAUAAUGUGAAAUCAGUCGCAAAGGCUCGUCAGAUGUCCAGAGCGACCGCCGCUGAUCCUCACGCGCCUCCCGUCCUCCAGAUCGCCCCGUCCCGCCAGUUGGUCACCUCCUCCAAGGAUACCCCGAGUGCGAUGCGGCAAUGUCCCGCGGAGGCAGCUCUCGCUUGAACUCUCGCAGCGCCGUCUGGAGCGUGACAGUCGCGGUGUUUCUGAUGAGCGUGAUCGACGCGGACGCGUACAGCUGCCAUGAGGUGAGGACCGCGUUCCAGCUGCGGCAGGUCGGACCGCUCAGCCGCGUGCCGGAGACUCCGGGCACAGAUGUUGAUCUGCUGAUUUGUAAGCACAAAGGUCCAUCCUGCUGCACCCGAAAGACCGAGCAGAGUUACCAAGUCGCCGUUAAAAGAGAAACUCUUCAAAACGUUCAGUCUUACAGCUAUGAGCCUAAGCACCUCUUCUCCACACACGCAAAUGCCUUCCAGGAAAUGUUCCGGUCCCUGCUGUCCUUCUCCCAAGGCCAUCUCAGUUCCCUCCUGGAAGACACAUACUUGUCCCUGUUCCACCAUGCUCGGCCCCACGUGCACCAGCUCUUCUCCUCUCUUUCCCAGUACCUCCAUGGUGCCAAUGUCUCUGUAGAGACCACAGUUCAGCGAUUUUUUAAUAGUAUUUUCCCACUUGUCUAUGAAAAACUUAUCAAUCCAGACAUGGAGGGAAGCCUAAUGGAAGGCAGUGAAAUAAGUGACUGUCUCCGCACGAUCAGACAGGAUGUCAAUCCUUUUGGGUAUCAUCCAGCUCUCAUGGCUGAAGAGCUUGCUGGAGCAUUGGGGGCUGGUCGACAGCUGGGUCUAGCCUUAAAAGAAGGUGUGGAGGCUAUGAAUGCUACCGAGCACGCCAGCUUUACCAAAGACUGUGAAAAGAACCUCGUGAAGAUGAUGUACUGCUCUCACUGCAGAGGCUUGACACUAUUCAAGCCCUGCCUGGGCUACUGUCUGAAUGUAAUGCGAGGGUGUUUGGCCAGUUUAUCAGAGCUGGAUCAGCCUUGGAGACAAUAUAUCAACCUUUUGGAGCAACUAACGCACGCUGCAGCUGGAAAACACAGCCUGGAACUAGCCCUUCUGGGGGUCACGGGCCAUAUCAAUGAGGCACUGCUCUAUGCACAGCUCCAUGGUCCGCUCAUAACUGCCACGGUGGACAAGGUGUGUGGCCUGUCCACAGGGGAACCCAAAGGCAUGCAGCCUUCCACCAGCCCAGAGGUCACAACCCCAAGCAUGACCUCAGCUUCGUCUGCUGCCCCCACCCAGUUUCCAUCAGACCAGGAGCUCCAACAGUUUGCUCAUUUAAGAGGCCCAUUUCCCCUGAAACCCUCCAAGAACAAUAAACAUAAUCUGAAAACAUUCUCUAGGGAGUUUUUGUUGCAUUUGAAGCCCAUCAAGUCUUUCUUUAUGAUACUGCCAAACACGCUGUGUAGAGGGGAUGCAGCAGUGGAAGACUCCACCUGCUGGAGCGGACAGGAUGUCGUGGAAAGCUAUGUGAGCAAAGUCGCAGAACCUGGUCUUUAUGGCCAACGGCAAAACCCAGAGUUCAAAGUUCGCAGCAUGGACCCCAGAGUGGUGGAGGUCAAGGAAAGGUUGGAACAUUUCAACCAGGAGACUCUGGAAAGGUUUCCAGACCUGGAGGAACUAGAAGAAUUUGGCAGCGGGGAAGAGGAUGGCAGCACUGAGGAGUGUGAUGAUGAAGAUGGGUGCCAAAACUCUGGAGAUGGUCAAGAAGGAAACCCACAUGGAGGCGAAUCUAUUUACACGGAGUCAACAGGGAGACAGCCAGAAGAAAACCCCUCAAAGCCCCCGCCAGUGAGGGUGAUAGGGGGCUCGCCAUCUGCCUUCUGGCUUCAGUCUUGCAGCUUCGCACUGCUUUCCGCUGGACUUGGCUUGCAGUGGAUGCUCUUGUGAAGACAGCCCUGUCUGUGCCUCCACCUUUCAUCCACGCUCCCCCUCGGAACCCAACCCGUGCACGGAACUCAAGUCAUAAACAUGUCACUAUUUUAUUUCUCACUUCUGUCAUCAGCCGACGGAUGCUAAAGGAGGCAAGAGAGAGAAAUGUCAAACGAGGCGCCAUGUGGACAGCAUUAGGAACCUGCAGAUAGGUGGCCUACAUCGACAGCAUCAUCAACGGGGCUGUUUGCACAAGCUGAUUGCAUGCUUGCUCAUCUACAAAGAAUUAUACUUACUGCUUCCAAAACGCUGUUUGGAGCUAGACUUGUAUGCGAAGGAGCCCUGGAGCUCCAUGAUCAACUCACCCACACACCUUUUGUGAUUGAGGAGGCAAAAUUCUUAAGAACAUUUGCAGAAUUUACACACAAAAUAACAGAAAAAAUGUCUUCUUUUUUUUUAUUGCUUAUGUAAGCUACAAACCUCAUCACAGCAUUACACCAUUUGCCAGCCAGGUAUUAGAAUUCAGAUCAUUUUAAUGCUAAACUCAUUCCUUUUUUAGGGAUUAAGGAAUCCAUGAUAGACUGGUCGAUCAAUCCCAGGUGCCUGUCCCAGAACAGCAGAUUUGAUAUGCUCUAAUGGCUGUGUACCGUCACAAGGAUUAGAAUGUAAUGAGUUCACAGAUUCGGCACAGGCUUGACUGUGGGUCUAAAAAUACUGUGCAGAUAAAUGAGUUGUGUGUUACUGUAUGAAAGUCAUGUAUAUAUGUGGAAAGAUUUAAUGGAAUGUAUGAGGGGAAAAAAAACUGCUCUUAACUGGUUAAGCUAUUUGAUUUUUUUGUUUUACUUAGCUAAUAAGCAGGCUCAACUUGCUGGUUCACACUGCUCAUCAGUCUGUACAAAUAGAAAUAAAAUGCAACGUUUUCCACCCAAAGUCAGUAAACGAAUGGAUGUUUUUUGGAAAAAGUUAGAGAAGAGUUUGCACAUUGUUGUGUUUUAUGUUUGUCGUGCUUCCUGGUAUGUGUUUGUUGAAUUGCACAUGGCUACCACUUAUAACCUAUAAGUUACCAAAUUAAAAAUUCAGGCCCUCCAAAGUACAUUUACUGCAGUUUUAUAGUUUUCCGGCAUGAUACUCUCUUCACCCUGUCAAUGGUUUCCACAUGACGAGACAGAGCAGCAGAUGCAAAUAAACUGUCGUUCAAAAGGUUUUGUUGAACUGUUCCAGUGGCUGUGACUUUUUCAGUUUUAGUCCAUUAUUUCAUCAUUUAUUGUAUAACUUUUUCUGGAAAUUUCAGUUUUUAAAACUAUGUUGCAUGAAAAUGACUCUUCUGGUUAUAGAACUCCUUUGUUUACAUGAUUUUUUUUAUUUUAUUUUGUGCAUCAGAUAAUCCUCUGAAUGAAAUUAAAUGCAUGGUGGACGAUAACAACAAAAACUGAAAAAGUUAACUGCCUUAAAUAAAUUAAAAUGACCUGCUUGGCUAGUUCUGUUAUAUUCUGCAGACAAUUCCUCCCAAAAUGAUCAGAUCCUUGAAUCUUCAUCACCUUCACUCCUACAUCUUUGUAUGUGUAAAAAUGCACAUAAUUUAUGUCAUUUGUUACUGAAUUUGCUUCUGAUUUUGUGUCUUUUGUUUCAGUACGAUACAGUGUAGCUGAGCUCUAUUAAAAGUGCUCUGCACUGUUUUUGUGUCUUUUUCUGAAUCAAAUGAGUGUAAAUAACAGGUUCACACAUAUACAGUUAAGAAAAUGUUGCUUAAGCGUGCACAGUGACAUGUCCAUCGCUCCCAUAUUGUGUUUGUUAGGGUGUGACAUCUGUUUGUUCAUGUUAUGUAACUUUUUUGUUUAGCUGCAGUCAUCUCCCAACUCAUCUGCUAAUAACUGGAAGCACAAACAGAAUGUUUUCAUUUGUUCCAAGCUGUCAAAAUUCACAUUUCUGUGUCCAGCCUUUCAUAUUUCAGAAUUAACAUCUUUUAUUUUUUUAAGUCCCACUUCGAUUGGUUUUUAAUCUAUUGUAAAAGAGUUCCCAUUAGUCUUUUAAUUAUGAUUUUGUCACUUUUAGCCACCAUUGACUAUAUAAUAGAACUGGACUGCGCAAGUGACCCAUAGUAAAUGUCUUGCUUCCAGCUGUGAUUGGUCCAUGUUGGUCUGAGUCUACGUUUCUACUCCAACUACUCUUUCCAAUCAGUAGUGAGCAAGUUAAAAGGCCACACCCCUUCCUAUGUCAAUCAAACGCUUCCAACGUUUGACGUGAGGCCCCCUACUUUUAUUGAGGCAUCUGAUUUGGUCAUUUGAAUAACUUGAACUGUAAAAAGUGAAACAUUGUGUCAGUUAACAAAAGUUCUGUAAUGUGUAACAUUUAAAAUGAUUAGCUUUCUUGUUUUGUGAAGAGAGGUGGGUUUUCGUUAUGUCUAUGUUAGUGUUGUUUUUGUAUCAGAAAAUGGAAAAGAAAACAAAAAAAAAUGAGUUUGAAAAAAA
Messenger RNA from Oryzias melastigma (Indian medaka), 4644 nucleotides. It is a transcript of the gene gpc5c, whose product is annotated as glypican 5c. Bases 389 to 2194 code for a protein of 601 amino acids. The transcript has 9 exons. Gene Ontology annotation, cellular component: cell surface; plasma membrane; extracellular region. Gene Ontology annotation, biological process: cell migration; regulation of protein localization to membrane; positive regulation of canonical Wnt signaling pathway. Lineage: Eukaryota; Metazoa; Chordata; Actinopteri; Beloniformes; Adrianichthyidae. The record is from RefSeq and is a predicted model, not a curated record.